Papaver somniferum (opium poppy) is the source of this 840-nucleotide messenger RNA. Its product is annotated as pentatricopeptide repeat-containing protein At1g62680, mitochondrial-like. Gene Ontology annotation, molecular function: protein binding. NCBI's taxonomy places the organism in Eukaryota, Viridiplantae, Streptophyta, Magnoliopsida, Ranunculales, Papaveraceae. The transcript is spliced from 3 exons. The record is from RefSeq and is a predicted model, not a curated record. Bases 1 to 840 code for a protein of 279 amino acids.
AUGAAUUUGAGAUUACUGCUGGAUACAAGAGCUGCAGCAGGAGGUAAUUAUUAUUAUUAUCACUCAUUUCUAGGGAAUCAUAAAAUCGUGAGAUAUCAUUCUUAUGCUUCUCAAGGUGGUUAUAAUGGUAGUAGAAUAAUAAGACAACUUGAACGUUUUAUGAUGGAUGAGUGUAAAUCUGGAAGGAUUAAGAAUUUUGAUGAUGGUUUGAAAUACUUUGAUCUAUUGAUUUUGGAGAGACCAUUACCUUCUAAUGAUACGCUUAAUCAUGUGUUCGGAUCAUUAUCCAAGAUUAAAUGUUAUUCAGAUGUCAUUUUGUUGUUUAAGAAGAUGAAUUUGGUUGGGGUACAACCUGGAAAAGUUAAUCAUGGGUUUUGUUUGCUGGGAGAGAUGUUAAAAAGAGGUUAUCAUCCUGAUACUGUCACUUAUACUACACUGAUCAAGGGGUUGUGUCUUCAAGCAAAGAUUGAUCUUGCAAUCAAAAUACCCGAUGGUGUUUCAUAUAAUGCUAUUAUAGAUACUCUUUGUAAAGAAGGUUUACUUGAUCAAGCUUUGGUUCUCUUCUCCGAAAUGCUUAACGAUUCGAAUAUUGUGCUUACUUACAAUAUUUUGAUUAACGGGUUUGGUAAUUCUGGCCGGUUAAAAGAUGUGAAAAGACUCUUUGAUGAGAUGCUUAGGCGAGGAAUUUCUGCAAAUUUAACUACUUACAAUUCUAUGAUUCAUAGUCAUUGUGUAAAUGGUCAACAUGAGGAAGCAAGACGAUAUUUUGAUGAAAUGAUGUUUCAAGGGAUUUCACCAGAUACAAUAACAUUUGGUAGGUCGGCUGCAAGAGGCGGUUAA